This is a messenger RNA of Oncorhynchus kisutch (coho salmon), 3960 nucleotides long. RefSeq names its product protocadherin-17. Gene Ontology annotation, molecular function: calcium ion binding. Gene Ontology annotation, biological process: homophilic cell-cell adhesion. The record is from RefSeq and is a predicted model, not a curated record. Bases 1043 to 3607 code for a protein of 854 amino acids. The transcript is spliced from 2 exons. Lineage: Eukaryota; Metazoa; Chordata; Actinopteri; Salmoniformes; Salmonidae. Gene Ontology annotation, cellular component: plasma membrane.
UGCAACGGGAAUGAACAGACCCGCACGGAUAACAUAAUAAUCCAACCGUCAGUUUUCUUUAUAAACAUUUUUAUUUAUUUUUUAUGACAAGGACAAUUUACAGGCUACCUACGUUUACAGACAAUAUGACAAUCAACUGUGGAACGUUUUGAAUAAGACUGUUAUUAUUGAGACAUUGACCAUAACCUAUCGCUGUCUGUCUGUCUUUUAAACCGGAGAGUGAGAACCGACAAGGACGUGCCGCUAUACGGGAACGUGUAACACGGACAUCAGUGCAGCUCACCGGACCGGUAAACACGUCUCUAAUAACCACCGUGGAUCUAUAUUUUCCAUUUGGAAUCUUCACAGCUCUUCUCUCAGAAACAUUCUCCUGGAAGAAUCCGGUGACUCACCGCGAGGGAAAGGCAAGCCUCUGCAUUCUAAUCAGCCGCACCGGGAGAACGGAGAGGAGAACGGAACGAGCUCAUUGACAUUACAGUCAUACUUUUUGUGGAGCACUUCUACUUCGGUAGCUGAACCCGCACCACUCGUAUCGCUGCUAGUCUGCGUCGGUCGGAGCUGGUUGCUGGCUUCAUUCUCACCACCCGGAGAAGGAAUAGCAGGGCGACAGACCAAGCGAGGGGAUUGGGUUUUAACAUAAACCAAAACCAGGGAUUAUUUGUAUUUUUUAUUUAACCUGAUACCUUUCGGCAAGAGGAGCGACAGAGAGAGAGAGUACGGGAACGCAUAACGGCUAUUCUAUCCGGUUGGAGACAGACCGGGUUACGAUUAUUCCUGAGAUGAGCCCUAGGCGUUCAACUGAAUUUAAAUUAGGUGUCCACGAGCACCAGCGUUUUCUAUAAGGGAAAGGAGAGCGAGAGAGAGAGAAAAGGGAAUUUAAAUCGGUGCUCUAGAAUGACUUCUACAUUCCACGAUGAACGGAACUGUGUGUUUGAUCCUGAAUGGUAGAAAUCACCCAUUUUGUGUUGGAGAAAUCAACAGGUCGGAGUCGGAGGCGUAAAAAACAAAAUCGCUCGAAAUUAAAAACCCCUCUCACCGAAGGAUGUAUCUUUCCAUUUUAUUUUUCCUUCUCCUUUGGGCUCAAGCCCUGGCUUUGAAAAACUUGAAUUAUUCCGUUAACGAAGAGCAAGGACCGGGAACGGUUAUAGGCAACAUCGCUAAAGAUGCUAAACUCGGUCUCGGGCAAGGAGGACAAGGGAAAAAAUCAAACUUCAGAGUUCUGGAGAAUUCAGCACCGCAUCUCAUCGAUGUGGACCCGGAGAGCGGGCUGCUCUAUACCAAGCAACGCAUCGACAGGGAAACACUGUGUCGGCGGAACCCCAAAUGUCAGCUCUCCAUGGAGGUAUUUGCUAACGACAAAGAGAUCUGCAUGAUUAAGGUAGAUAUAGUCGACAUCAAUGACAACUCGCCCACGUUCCCUUCUGAUCAGAUUGAUAUUGACAUUUCUGAGAACGCAGCCCCGGGCACCCGCUUCCCGCUUACUAGCGCUCAUGACCCGGACGCUGGGGAGAACGGGCUAAAAACCUACCAGAUCACACGAGACGACUACAAUCUGUUUUCUUUGGAUGUAAAAUCCCGCGGGGACGGAACUAAAUUUCCCGAGUUAGUUAUUCAACGGCCGUUAGACCGGGAGGAACGUAACCAUCACACCCUCAUCCUAACCGCUACGGACGGCGGGGAGUAUCCCAGAUCAGGAACCAUGCAGAUUAAUGUGAAAGUUAUUGACUCUAACGAUAACAGCCCUGUGUUUGAACAGCCCUCUUAUGUUGUAGAAAUCCCAGAAAACUCCCCACCUGGGAAAGUAGUGAUAGAUUUAAACGCCACAGACCCAGACGAGGGUUCCAAUGGUCAGGUGGUUUAUUCAUUCAGCGGUUACGCCCCGGAUAGAAUCAGAGAACUCUUCUCCAUAGAUUCUAGAACGGGAGUCAUAAAAAUCCAAGGAGAGAUUGACUACGAGGAGAACCCUAUUAUAGAAAUAGAUGUUCAGGCUAAGGAUUUAGGCCCUAACCCCAUCCCAGGCCACUGUAAAGUAACUGUGAAUGUGAUUGACAGGAAUGACAACUGGCCCUCCAUAGGGUUUGUGUCUGUGAGGCAGGGGGCCAUUAGCGAGGCAGCCCCACCAGGCACGGUCAUCGCCCUGGUCAGAGUCACGGAUAAAGACUCUGGGAGGAACGGGAAGCUCCAGUGUCGAGUCUUGGGGAACGUUCCGUUUAAACUAGAGGAGAACUACGACAACUUCUACACCGUGGUGACGGACAGGCCUCUGGACAGAGAACAGCAGGACGAGUACAACGUCACCAUCGUCGCCAAGGACAACGGCACGCCGCCCCUUAACUCCACCAAGUCGUUCGCGGUGAAGAUUCUAGACGAGAACGAUAAUGUUCCGCGUUUCACCAAAGCUGUGUAUCUGCUCCAGGUGCCGGAGAACAACAUCCCCGGGGAGUAUCUGGGUUCCGUCCUCGCUCUAGACCCGGACCUGGGCCAGAACGGAACCGUGUUCUACUCCAUCCUCAACUCCAACGUGAGCGGAGGAGAUGUCAACACCUUCGUGAACGUGAACGCGGCCAACGGGGCGAUCUACGCCGUGAGGUCAUUCAACUACGAACAAAUCAAAUUCUUUGAUUUUAAGGUCUUGGCGAAGGAUGCUGGGUCUCCUCACCUGGAGAGCAACACCACGGUCAGGGUCAGCGUCUUAGACGUUAACGACAAUAUCCCCGUCAUCGUUCUCCCGCUGCUCCUGAACGACACGGCGGAGAUCCACGUGCCACGGAACGUCGGCGUGGGUUACGUCGUCACCACGGUGAGGGCGGUCGACAACGAUUACGGCGAGAGCGGGCGGUUGACCUACGAGAUCUCCGACGGUAACGAGGAGCAUCUGUUCGAGAUGGACCCGGUGACGGGCGAGGUACGGACCGCCCACCCCUUCUGGGAGGACGUCAGCCCCAUGGUGGAGCUGAUCAUCAGGGUGAUGGACCACGGGAAGCCCACCCUCACCACCGCCGCACGCCUCAUCGUCAAGGCCUACAGCGGACCGCUGCCGGGCGGCGAGCCCCACAUCAACGAAGAGCAUCACAACUGGGACACCUCGCUGCCUCUCAUCGUCACCUUAUCCAUCAUCUCUAUGAUGCUGCUGGCUGCCAUGGUAACCAUCGCCGUGAAGUGCAAACGGGAGAACAAGGAGAUCAGGACGUACAACUGCCGCAUCGCGGAGUACUCUCACCCGCAGCUGGGCAAAGGCAAGAAGAAGAAGAUCAACAAGAAUGACAUCAUGCUAGUUCAGAGCGAGGUGGAGGAACGGGACGCCAUGAACGUCAUGAACGUGGUGAGCUCCCCGUCGCUCGCCACCUCCCCCAUGUAUUUCGAUUACCAGACGCGGCUGCCGCUGAGCUCGCCCAGGUCGGAGGUCAUGUACCUCAAGCCCACGGCCAACAACCUGUCGGUGCCCCAGGGACAGGGCCACGGCGUCGGCUGUCACACGUCCUUCACUGGCCCGGUGACUAACACCACAGAUACCCCCAGUAGCAGGAUGUCCAUUAUACAGGUAGGAACAAGAAACCAUUCAACUAGGUUUUUAUUGAUUUAUGUGAACCUUUGUUUGUUUAGGUGACCAGGGAGAAGGAGAAGUCACGUUAAGAUUCAAAUUCCCUUGUUGUUGGAAUGGAAAUUUGUGUUUGGCUUUACAUGUGUCUGACAUAGCAAACAGACAGAAAGCAGGACAGCAUUCGAUAUAUAUAUACGACAGCAUUGUGAUUAUCCACCAUAUUCCUUCCUCCUACCCCUCAUCCAUCUCCUCUUGCUUCAGAUCUUUUCCCUCUCUACUUAAUGGACUGAUGUACUGGAGUGUAGGUAUAGUGUAACACGAGAGAGAUAGAGAUGGAAAUAUGGAAAGAGAGAGAGAGAGAUAGAGAUGGAAAUAUGGAAAGAGAGAGGGAGAGGGAGAGGGAGGGAGAGAGGGAGAGU